AUGACCCAAAUCGACCUGAGCGCAGCCAACACGUUGGAGAAAGUCAGCGAGUUUGCACAGCUGAAUGUCGGGUCGUACUUCAACUUUAUCGGCAUGGGGCGAAAGGGCAACCGCGUGACGGCCAACACGGACGAAUGGCGGGCGAAACUCACAGAUAUGCAAACGAUUCACAUGAAGCGGAAUAAGAUUCCGAUGAUUUUCGGCAUCGAUUCCGUCCACGGCGCCACGUACGUCGACGGGUCGGUGCUGUUUCCGCAGAGCAUCAACACAGCCGCCACAUUCAACCCGGUGCUGGCCCAAGGCCUGGGCAAGUACAUGGCGAGGGACACCAAGGCGGCGGGCAUUCCGUGGAUAUUCGGGCCCACUCUGGACGUGACACGUCACAAGCACUGGCCUCGCGUGUACGAGACCUUUGGGGAAGACCCGACGGUGGUGGCCGACAUGGGCGCAGUCGUGAUCGAGCACAUCCAACAGGAAGGGAUCGCCGCCUGCUUCAAGCACUUCAUCUCGUACUCCGAUCCGACUUCGGGCCUCGACCAAGACAACUCGGAGCUGAGCUCGUACGAAAUCCUCAACUACUUCAUGCCGCCAUUCAAAGCCGCCGUGGAGGCAGACGUGUGGAGUGGCAUGGGGACGUUCAUUGCUUUGAACAAAGUGCCCCUGGCCGCAAACGAGUUGAUGCACAGGGGGCUGCUCCGGGGGGACUUGGGCUUCAAAGGACUCAUGGUCACAGACUACAAUGAGAUCAAUUUGCUCCAAUCCCGGCACCGCGUUGUGAAAACGACGUUGGAGGCCGUGGAGCUGUCUAUGAAUACCACCUCAUACGACAUCAGCAUGGUGCCGAGCGAUGACAGCUUCAUACGAAGCGGCAAGCUCCUGGUGGCUCAAAAUCGGCUGCCCGAGGCGCGGCUACGCGAGUCAGCCUUUCAGAUCAUGAAACUCAAGUUGAAAUUGAACUUGUUCGAUGUACCCGUGCCUGGCGCGGACGUGGUGAGCCAACUGGGGGACGAAGCCAGCCAGCUCGCUGCGCUAGGGAUUGCCCAAGAGUCGAUGGUUCUUCUCAAGAACCAAGACAACGUGCUGCCCUUGACCCCUGAAAAGGCGGCGUCCAUCUUCCUCACUGGUUCGAGCGCGGAUUCCAUUGGGUUGAUGUGCGGUGGCUGGUCGCUUUGGUGGCAAGGAACGUACAUGAGUGAUGUGUUUCGUCUGGGGGCAUCCGUGCGAAAGGCGAUGGAAACGACGCUUGGCGGCCCGAUAUCGUAUUACCACGGCUUUGACACGGACGGUCUGCUUGUAAACAACGACGGCAAGGCGGGGGAUUUGGAAACUGCGAAGGCACUGGCCGCCAAAGCUGAGUACACGGUAGUCGUGCUGGGAGAACGAGCGUAUGCAGAAUUCAAGGGCAACGAUGACAAGCAGCCCCUCCCACCCGGCUUUCUCACGUAUGUCCAGGCACUCAAGUCCACCGGCACAAAGGUCAUCCUCGUGCUGGUGGAAGGACGCCCUCGACUGCUCAACGGUAUGGCGGAGCUCGCCCACGCCAUCAUCUUCGCAGGUCUGCCGUGUGAAUUCGGAGGCCAAGCCAUCGUGGACGUCUUGCUGGGCAAGGUCAAUCCCAGUGGGAAGAUGGCUAUGACGUACCCCAAGACGGAAACCUCCAUCAACCUGGCCACGCCGUAUUACAAGCGCACCACCUCUUAUUGCGUGAAAGAUGGGGCCACGUUCGACUGUCCUGCAGAAUGGCAGUUUGGCGACGGUUUGAGCUACACGAGUUUCACCUACUCGAAUGUCUCGAUCAGCACAACCAGUUUAACGUACAGCGCCACUGAAUCCAACGGCUACACGAUCUCCGUCACCGUUCAGAAUACGGGGUUGAUCCAUGGGCAAGAAACUGUGCUCCUGUUUGGAACGCCUCCAGCCACCCGCGUGAAUGCUGAAACCAAGUUGCUCAAGCGAUACACCAAGUUGUCGUUGGCCGCAGGCGAAGCGAAAGUAGUUACGUUUUCCUUGUCCCAUCAAGACUUGGGCUACUACAGCAACGACAUUGGCCACGGGCUCAAGAAGGAUGCUCCCAGUGGCAUCUAUACAUUCUUUAUCAAACAUGACACGGACUGCACGGCAACUUCGAACCCAUUGUGCAUGGCCCUCCACUGGGACAACCCAACCCAAGCAUCGUUCAAUCCCACCUCGACUUCGAAUGCCGUCGCCUCUGUCGACAAUCCCGCGGCUACUUCGACCUCCGUUAGCCCCAUCUCUAUGAAUCUCAUCGUGGGCCUAGCCACCGGCGUUGGAUGCGCGCUCGUGUUGAUGGGCAUCGCGUACAUGGUGUGCCAGAAAAAGCAGCAACGCCGACGAGGCGGCCGACGGCGCGCCAAUAUAUUUGACGAUGACGUUGUCGUGGUGAUGGAAAGCAAGGAGCAGAGGAAGAAGGACGCUGUGCUUGUGGGGGGUCCCAAAUGA
Molecule: messenger RNA, 2460 nt
Organism: Aphanomyces astaci
Lineage: Eukaryota; Oomycota; Saprolegniomycetes; Saprolegniales; Verrucalvaceae
Exons: 1
Coding region: 1-2460 (819 amino acids)
Biological process (GO): glucan catabolic process
Molecular function (GO): beta-glucosidase activity
Source: RefSeq, a predicted model, not a curated record